UGGGUGAAGCUCAGUUUUGAACAAACUAGCGGCAGUAAAUAGUAUUGAUGCCACUGAGCUGGGAGUAUGAGCGCCCUUUUGAAAGAAUGACUGUCACAAACUGAACUUUUUUGAACGAGGAUCAAGAUAAUGCCAUGGCUUCAAAAUCUGACCAACUUCUUAUUGUUGUUUCUAUCCUUGAAGGUCGUCAGUUCCCCAAGAGUCAACGACAUACUUUAGUUGUCCAGGCAAAGUUUGAUGGCGAGCAGCUAGCCACAGACCCUGUGGAGCAUAAGGAGCAGCCACAGUUUUGUACUGAGUUGGCAUGGGAGCUCGAUCGCAGAACACUUCAUCAGCAUAGACUCCAGCGAACACCCAUCAAAUUACAGUGCUAUGCAGUUGAUUCAAAUACAUCUGCCAAGGAAAGUGUUGGAUAUAUUGUCCUGGAUCUCAGAUCAGUACAGGAGGUUAAGCAACCUCCUAAGUGGUAUCCUUUGCUGAGUAGCAAGUAUACCAAACUAAAGCCAGCUCUGUUGUUGAGCAUGGUCCUGGAGAAUGAUACCAAACAACCACCAGAUCAAUUUAAGGCAAAGAAAGCUCCACCUAGACCAGGUUCACCUGUCUUAGCCAAUCUAGAGUCUGUUAAAUUGGAGGCUGUUCUAAAUGAAGGUGAAGGAUAUCAUCAAAUUGGACCAGCAGAUCUUUGCAAAGACAUGUUUAUUUUGUCAGUCACUGUUGCCUUUGCUACCAAUCUGGAGCAGUUGAUCUCCAGUUCAGCAAAGCUGGCCAGUGAAGGCUCAGAGUUCUUCUUCUUUUACUCUCUCCUGGACAAUGAUGUCACCAGUGAACCAUUCCAAAAUCUCAUAAGUCCAAAUUUUGAGCCUGAAAGAGCCUCAGUUCGUAUCCGCAGCAAUGACAAGCUACUACGAGCCUUUCUCAGUCAGCAGCAGAAUCUUCAGGUCCACCUUUGCUGCGGAAAUCAAUCAUUGGGAGGAACUGACAUCUCUCUUGCUGCCCUGGUGAAGAACAGUGUGGAUCUGGCCAAGGAGGCAGCCACUAUAGAGGGAGCCUUUGUCUUGCAGCCCCCAAAUCGUACCAAGCUGAGCCUCCAGGCUGUUCCUGUAGAUUUACAGCCAACAGUUGGGGUGGCAAUUACACUGAGAAGAGAGGAUGUCAGUGCUGAGCUGCCAGAGCCACCCAUCAAAAGUAGAGAUGGGCUUAAGUCUCCAGUAAAGAAAAGCCCUGGAGUGGACGUCCAUCCUGAACCAGCUCCAGCUAAGACAAGACCACGUAGCCCAUCCCCGACACAUAGAUCUCCUGUCCGGCCGCUGACCUCGCCGUCACCGCCGCCUGACCGUCAGCACUCAGAGAGUGAGGCUGAGAGCCUGCCAGAAGAUGCAGAGCAUGUUGAGCCAAAACAAUCAGAAUUGUUGGCUCCUGCAUUACCUGCUACAGACAUGCCACUGGAGAGUGAGGCAGACGUUCAGGCAUCCUCUAUUACCGUGUCUGCCCCAAAGAUUGCUAUCCCUGCCUCAGCGCAUCAUUACUGCUUCUCCAUGGACCUGCGCAGCAUCAGAGAUCUAAAUGUGGGCUUCCCUGUGAACUGCAUGCUGAGAUAUGCCUACCAGUUCUUUGGGAGUGCAGCCCCCAUCAUGACGAAUCCUGCAGUGGAGAUAAAGAAGAACACAGAGGUGUUCCUACCUCAGUCAUACUGUGCCUUUGAUUUUGCUGCACUGCCUAAUCAACUCCAGGACACAUUUUUAAGAGUUCCUCUGGUAGUGGAAAUGUGGCAUCGAGACCCAAGUUCCAGAGACAUCUUACUUGGCAUGUCCAGCAUCCAGCUUUCACAUCUCCUUACCUCUGAGAAGACUCGCUUUCUUGGCCAGUCUGGCCAGCAGCACUGGAGACAGACUUAUUCUGAAAGGCUACCUGUUGUCAAAGCACAAGGAUCAAAUGAGAAGGUGGCUGAACUGAGUUAUGUGGCGGUUCUGGAAGACAUGGGUCUAGUAAAAGCCCAAGACAUCCUCAUAUCUGAAUCUUCUCUGAGUGGUAACCAGGUUCAUCAGAAGACAGCAGUCGCUCCUCAGCCUCACAGUGGGGUUGAAGUGGCAGCCAAGUCACGGGAGACUCUGGAAUACAAGGCAGCUCUUGAGCUUGAGAUGUGGAAGGAGAUGCAGGAGGAUCUGUUUGAUAACCAGCUGAAGCAGAAAGAGCUGAGCCACAUGCAGGCCCUGGCAGAGGAGUGGAGGAAGAGAGACCGGGAACGAGAAGCACUUGUUAAGAAGAAGGAGAUGGAAUAUAAUCUGUUGGAAGAACAGCUACAGAAGACUCUUGCCGAUCUGGAAAAGAGAGAGAAGACCCUCGCUCAUGCAGAGUUGGAGACCCAGAGGCUGCAGAGGGAGAUGCGCACAGAGCAUGAGUUCAGCAUGCGCGAGCUGCAAGACAGCGGCCGACGUUUGCGCGAAGACUGUGCCCACCAGGUGGAACUGGAGAGGUUAAAGGUCAGGCAGCUUGAGGAGGACCUCGCCCGGCAGCAACAGCAGCUAACAGAGGCCGAAAAGAAGUAUAAGCUGCUCGAAAAAGACUUUCAACAGUAUCGUGACCAACAGAACACUCGGCCAGAAAUCCGCUUGCAGUCCGAGAUCAACAUGCUCCGAUUGGAGAAGGCGGAACUGGAACGGAAACUGGAAUCAACAACGAAAUCUAAACUUCAUUACAAGCAGCAGUGGGGACGUGCUCUGAAAGAACUGGCGAGAUUUAAGCAGAGAGAGCAGGAGAACGCUAUGAUACGGCUGAAGAAGCAGCAGCAGGAGUUGGAGCAUAUGAGGCUGCGCUACCUGGCAGCCGAGGAGAAGGAAGCUGUCAAGAACGAGAAACACGAGCUCCAGGACAUCCGCAAUGAGCUGAACAGGCUAAAGCAGCAAGAGGAGAAGAGGACAUGGAAAGAGCCAGCCUGUGUCUCUCUGAAUGAGAGCGCUGAUGACCACCUGAGUCGCCUGCUGGAGGAGAGAGACACACUGCUGCGCACAGGUGUAUACACACACGAGGACCGCAUCAUUGCUGAACUCAACAGGCAGAUUCAAGAGACCAUGGCCAGCAGAGCUCCAAACUAAUGGCCAUAUCAGUACAGAUGAGAUAAGCAUUACCACAUUUCCCAAUAUUCAAGGCAAACUACAGCAUUUCUUAAUGCGGGGAAAAUCAUAUGCAUUCCAAAUCAGACAUAACACAUAAAGCCCACUGCUUUAUUUUUUUAAAGCCAUUUUUACUCAGUUCAAAAUUAAUAAUUGUGUACCAUUCAUGGUAAGUGAGGUGUAGGUCUGUCUGUGUCUGUCUGUGUAACACUUGCACAGAUUGUAGCUGUGGAUGUUCAUUAUGAAACCGUUCCCAUAGUUUCAGUGAGUGUGAUUUCAGCAGAUGGCACUAUCUCUCAAGAAAUAGUUACAUGAAUUUUUUUCAGCCAUUUUUGAAUUUGGUUAAGGUUGUGUCAAUCUCUAUUUAUUUUAUGUUUUAACUCAAGUGUAUGUGUUCUGUUACUUUUAUAUUUCUAUCUUUAUCUAAUAAAUUAUUUUGUGAUGA
Molecule: messenger RNA, 3555 nt
Organism: Colossoma macropomum (tambaqui)
Lineage: Eukaryota; Metazoa; Chordata; Actinopteri; Characiformes; Serrasalmidae
Product: centrosomal protein of 120 kDa
Exons: 20
Coding region: 135-3092 (985 amino acids)
Biological process (GO): interkinetic nuclear migration; positive regulation of centriole elongation; centrosome cycle
Cellular component (GO): centriole; centrosome
Source: RefSeq, a predicted model, not a curated record